CAGAUCAGUUUUUAAAACGCUGGCGGCGAGUAAGGUUGUUUGACAAUUUCGGCAGAACCGUGGACCGUGGAACGAAAUUUUUACAAUAAAAUACUAAGUUUUUUUAAAAAUUAGUUUAAACACAAUCAAAUACUCGUAACGGAUGGUGGAAAACACUCAGUUAAAACCAAAGUUCAAAGUAGCUGCAUAAAACAGUUCAAAAUUUAUCAGUGAUAACCCAAAGAAAAAAAAAGCCAAAGUUUUUAAAAACGUGAUAAGAAAGUGACAAAAAACGGAAUAACUCUCAAAAAAGUGAUCAAACACGGAAAAAAGGAUUACCAAAAUUUGAGCAAUGCCAACGGAGAUCAUCAGCUGAAUCGACAACCUAACGGAAAAUUUAACAACGUGUUCAACUGUAAAAAAAAUCUAGAUGAUGCAGAACUACGAGUCUAUCCUAGCAGGAGGAACUCUGCAGCAGCAGUCACAAUCGCAACAACAGACACAACAGCAGCAGUCCAGUAUGGCCAAUUGGUACGAUAUGACCAUCAAGAGCGAGCCCCUGGAUGCAUCCGGAAGCUACGGACAACAGUAUUCCCAUCAUCUGGCGCAUAUGAGCUCCCAACAGGACACCCCGAUGUCCCAUUCGAGUCCCACCAGCCCGCAGAGCGUCGAUAGCAUGGACUCCAUGAACGGUCGUAGUCAGUACUAUGAUCCCAAGGCCAGCAACGGAAUGCUUCACGGGUACAAUCCUCUGGGAUUCAACCCUUUGACGCCACCCGGAUAUUCAGGAAUGUUUGUUCCUCAACAGCAGCAACAGCUAGCUCGACAGACAACCCCAAACCGUAACUAUAACAAACCGGAAUCUUCGUACGUGUCUUCGACCCUAACUCCAACUCACACCCCUCCGAUGGACGUGACACCACCGAAAUCCCCCAAAGACAUCGCCGAAACCCCCGAGAAGGACGACGACAAUCUAUCGGACUGCGAAGAAUCUUAUGACGGAAGCGAAGACGAAGAAGGCAUCCGCAAACCUAAGAUCAACAGCCACGGAAAGGUCAAGAAGUUCAAGUGCAAACAGUGCGAGUUCAUUGCCGUGACCAAGCUCAGCUUCUGGGAACACACCCGAAGCCACAUCAAGCCGGAGAAGAUGCUCAGCUGCCCCAAGUGCCCCUUCGUGACCGAGUACAAGCACCACCUCGAAUACCACCUCAGAAACCAUCAGCGAUCCAAACCAUUCCAGUGUCCCAAGUGUAGCUACAGCUGCGUCAACAAGUCGAUGCUCAAUUCACACAUGAAGUCACACUCGAACGUGUUCCAGUACCGAUGCGCCGAUUGCAACUACGCUACCAAAUACUGCCACUCCCUGAAACUCCAUCUACGAAAGUACGCCCACAAACCGGACGUAGUCCUGAACCUCGACGGCACCCCCAACCCACUUCCGAUCAUCGACGUCUACGGAACUCGUCGAGGACCUCGCACAAAACAUCCGAAACCCACCGACCUGAAACAGGAACCCACCCAAUCCUCCCAUCAAACCCCGCUUACUCCUCAAAAUCAUCAACAAAACACCCUCCAAAACCCCUUCACUCCACCAUCCGCUCAAUCCAGCAACAUCUCCCGAAACCUUCUUCCUCACCAACUUCUCCCGAACCCUCUAGCUCACAUGUUCAAAAACGCUGCCUCCAACAACCUCCCACUAUUCCCUUACCUGAACCUCAACUUCCAAAUGUUCGCAGAUCAACAAGCCGCCAUCGCUCAACUCUCGCCCAACUUCCACCAACAAUUCUCCAACCAAUUCCACGACAAGCUCAACACCGAAGACCACGAAUCACCCUCGAAAGACACCUCCAACAGCUCCACCGUCCCUUCAGCCAUCAACUCAUCGGCCUCCUCAAACCUUGGCGAAGAACUCCUGAAACACAUCACCGCAGCAGCCGCCGACAGCUCCGACCUUAAAUCGGACUCCGCACCGGAAAACGACCACCCGGAACCCAUCCCGAACCACCAAUCGCAACAACUUCCAACGACCCCUUCUACCUCGAACACUUCAACGAACCCAGCUACAACCACCACCAGCACUGGAAGCACCGGUAAAAACCGACGAAAAGGUCGUGCCUUCAAGUUGGAACGAUUGAACGAAUUCACUCAACGGCACCACAACCAGGAACAGCGACCAGCCUCCCCAAUGGAGAACUCCGACGAUGAGGAACACUCGGAAAGCGGAGACCAGCAGCUGCAGCAAUCCAACGUUCAAAGUAGCAAACCAUCUACGAGCUUCAACGGCAGCCCUGUCGAAUCGAAGAGCUCAGUCGUUGAGGCCGGUGUUCAAACGAAUGCUCCGGCGCGAAGCUUCGAGUGCAAGUACUGCGAUAUUACGUUCAAGGACGAUGUGCUGUAUACGAUUCAUAUGGGCUAUCAUGGGUACGACGACGUUUACAAGUGUAACAUGUGCGGUGAGAAGAGCGAGGAUCGGAUUGGGUUCUUUUUGCAUAUUGCAAGGAAGGCUCAUUAGGAGUUUUGAUCUUAUACAAUAAUUUUCGUCGAUUCAAAACUGCACAAGAAUAGGUGGAUUGUAGAUAUUAGUUAUACCUACAAAGGAGAAAAGCUGUUAUUGCCGCAACCAAUAAAUAGAAGUUAGAGCACGGUGAUAGUUCCAGGUAGAUGAAAGAUAGAAAAGAAGGAGGAAGCAUGUACAAACUAGUCCGUUGUUGCCAUUUAUGGGGUUAUAUUUCUCAGAUCAGAUUCAAAUAAGAACAAGGGGAAGACUGAUUUUUUUUUCGUAUAACAUAAGCGUGUUGACAGUAGAAAAGGUUCUCAUUUUUCAGAAAAUUGAGAAAACAAAUCAAAGAGUAUUUCAUAAGCUGAUCCAAUAAAAGUAAGAUAACAAGAAGUGUACAGAAAAGUGUAAAACAUUCUAAACAAUCAAAAGAGCGCAAAAUCAAAGAAUACUUUAAGAAAGACUAACAAAAAAGGGAACUUUUGAAUGCAUUUGAAAACAGAAGGUAUCUCAGGGGUAAAGUAAAUCAUUGUUGUAAUUUACAGUUAUUACUAUUAUUAUUAUCAUUAUUGGUAGUGUUAAGUGACAUUCCUAUUUAUCAUAAAACUGAAAAUAAAUUAUUCCAAAGUCGAUCCAAA
Molecule: messenger RNA, 3114 nt
Organism: Uranotaenia lowii
Lineage: Eukaryota; Metazoa; Arthropoda; Insecta; Diptera; Culicidae
Product: protein hunchback-like
Exons: 2
Coding region: 410-2491 (693 amino acids)
Biological process (GO): regulation of transcription by RNA polymerase II
Molecular function (GO): RNA polymerase II transcription regulatory region sequence-specific DNA binding; DNA-binding transcription factor activity, RNA polymerase II-specific
Source: RefSeq, a predicted model, not a curated record